AUGAAUCCCACGCGCAUGCCUUUAGAAAAAGAUAAUAAAGUAUUAACUGGCCCACGAGAUGCAUUGCAGGCACUUUGUUGCAGGUACUCAGACACGGCACAGUACCGAGUCGAGGCCCCGCCGCGGUACAGGCCGGCCAGCCCGCGCGCCUGCGACUACUGCCGCUGGCGCGCGCGCGACCAGGCGCACUACAAGGAGCACCUCAUCGCGGCGCACUCCGACCUGUUGUUCUACUGCGAGGAGUGCGACAAGUACAUCGGAAGGAAGGACUUCAUCCUGCACAUGUCGCUGCACGCCACGCAGUACACCGGCCAGGACAAGACUCUUAAACGAAAGAAAAUUAUGAAGAAAGAAGACGAUGACGAUCUAAGUAAUAGUGAACUACGAAAAAGUACAGAAGACUUAGAUUCAGCGAGCGAGAGAAUAAACAACAGCGAGAAUAGCAACCAAGAAAAUGAGUUUUCGGACCACAGCGAUAUGGAUUAUGAGUUUGGACCUCUGCCCGAGUCCGUGUUUGAAGCUAUAGAAGACUCGCAAGAUAGCCAGCUGCUGGAAAAUGAUGAAAAUAAUACUGCCGAGAAUAGCCGCGUGAGCGACGAAUCCAACAAGACGAUCCGACUUACUAUCGAAAGUAAUACUAUUAGUAACAUUAGCAAUACUAUAACCAGUACGGAGAUGCAUAGCCUCGGCAGUUGUGCGGUAACUAUAGAACAUAAUAGUACUCUGUCUGUAACUGUAAGUAGCAAUGUCAUAGCACAUGAUACAACACCUAAUGAAGAUAGUAGUAACAGUACCAGUGGUGCAAAAACACCUGACAGUACUGCCACUGCGCCAGCAAAAGAAAGCGACAACACUAAAAAGCAUUACCAGCACAAGAAGAUUCGCACAUGUCCUAUCUGCGCGAAGGUAUACACCGCGUCGUCCAGUUAUUUCUACCACAUGAAAUACUUCCAUAAAGGAAGCAGAGAACACGAAUGCGAAAUAUGUGGGAAAAAAUUCACAACUAAACCCAGUUUGACACAACACAUGGCCAUCCACAAUGGACAGUACGACUUACAGUGCAAAGUGUGUGAAAAGAAAUUUAAAUUUAAAGCAAGUCUUUAUAUACACGAACAGACUCAUAAUGGAAAAAAAGUAUGGUCGUGUAACCAAUGCCAUAGGUCGUUUAGAUGGAGAACACAUCUGACGAGACAUAUGAAAAGGCACGCGUCGGAGAAAACUCAUGUCUGUGCUAUCUGCGGCCGCGGGUUCAAUAUCCGGUGUGACUUACUGAGACAUGCGCGUACGCACACCAUAGGAAACUUCUCUUGUGAUAAAUGUGGACAGAAGUUUGCUCAACUGCGAUAUUUGAAAGUCCACAUCGCUAGGCAACAUUCAAUAAAUAUUGUGAAAGAAUCUCUGUAAAGACUGAUUUUGCUUUUAGUAAUAAUUUUGUAGUAAGUUUUAUAAAAGUCACUAAUUAAAUUCUAAUUAAGUUUAAAUCAUGCAAAUAUAUUGCAAUCAGGCUCUCUGUAUUAUGAGCAUGCUUAGAUUUUGAUAAUAGUGAAUUACAAAAAUUAAACAAAAAUUGAAUUCAACUUGUGUUUAAUUGCAUUCAAUAUACCCAUAAUAUUAAUAUCGUUCUUGAUUAAGGUCAUUGACCGUUAGGUAGGUUCCUCUUUUUUAAUGGUUUAUUAGAUCUGUUGAGAUAUUUAUGAAAUACAUAGGUAGAUAAUCGCAGUAACUCACUUUCAGAAGUAUUUAAAUAUUUAUUUUUAGUGUAUUUAAUAAAUUGUGGAAUAAUAAUAAUAAUUUAAUCACGAGUAAAUGAAUUAUUUAACAUAAUACUAUACAUGCUACAGCACAUAACCCGAAAUUACAUAACAUAAUCAUUAAAGUUACAACUUAAAAGUAAGCAUUUAAUUAAAAACUAGUCGCUAUUUUUGCUCUAACUUUUAACUUAUGUAUUAAAUUUCAAUUAAUCCCUUAGAAAAUGCAAUCUAAUUUUGGAACGAUAUGUGAUUACACCAAUACAUGUUUUACUUUAUUAUGAAAAUAUCAACAAGUUACUGUGAUUUAGAUAAUUACACUUUAAACGACAUUUUUUUCCUACACUUAUACACCACUAGCUUUUACCCGCGGCUACGCUCGCGUCACAAAAAGAUAAAAAGUAGCCUAUGUGACAUAUACACACAGCG
Messenger RNA from Spodoptera litura, 2177 nucleotides. The record is from RefSeq and is a predicted model, not a curated record. NCBI's taxonomy places the organism in Eukaryota, Metazoa, Arthropoda, Insecta, Lepidoptera, Noctuidae.